AAGGCAUCAAACAUGCGAGCGCCCACCACACAGACACAUAUGUGUGUCAUCAUCGCAUCGCUCAUCGUGAAGGAAUCUGCUUGAUUUCAUUUGGAAAGAUUCCGAUAUCUCUCUCUCUCUCUCACGACACGUACAGUACACUGUUUGCUUUGGUGAGCAUCAACAUCGAUCGACGAACGAGAGAAGAUGGAGAGCGACUCCGAGAUGGUUGCGUUGCCUCUGUUACCGACUCCGAUAGAAUCAAACUACAGAGCUUGCACCAUUCCUUAUCGAUUCCCUUCUGAUAAUCCCAGAAAAGCUACUCCCACUGAGAUCUCUUGGAUCGAUCUCUUCUCCAAUUCCAUCCCUUCUUUCAAGGAACGAGCAGAGAGCGAUACAACCGUUCCAGAUGCUUCAGUUCGUGCUGAAAAAUUUGCCAAGAGGUAUGCGGAGAUUCUUGAGGACUUGAAGAAGGAUCCGGAUAGCCAUGGUGGACCACCAGAUUGCAUUCUUCUCUGCAGAAUCCGUGAGGUAAUGCUAAGAGAAUUAGGAUUUAGGGACAUCUUCAAGAAAGUUAAGGAUGAGGAGAAUGCUAAGGCUAUAACUUUAUUUCCUGAAGUUGUCCGUCUGAGUGAUGCUAUUGAAGAUGAAGGGAAACGCAUAGAGAAUCUGGUAAGAGGGAUAUUUGCUGGAAACAUCUUUGAUCUGGGUUCUGCACAGCUAGCUGAGGUUUUCUCUAAGGACGGAAUGUCAUUUUUGGCUAGUUGUCAAAACUUAGUUCCACGACCAUGGGUUAUUGAUGAUUUGGAUAACUUUCAAGCUAGAUGGAUGAAGAAGCCUUGGAAGAAGGCAGUUAUAUUUGUCGAUAAUUCUGGUGCAGACAUAAUUUUGGGUAUCUUGCCGUUUGCUAGAGAAAUGCUACGUCGAGGAAUGCAGGUUGUGCUGGCUGCUAAUGAACUUCCAUCUAUCAACGAUGUAACUUAUAUCGAGCUUGCAGAGAUUUUGUCUAAGCUGAAGGAUGAAAAUGGACAAUUGAUGGGUGUUGAUACUUCAAAUCUUCUUAUUGCAAAUUCAGGGAAUGACUUACCGGUUAUUGAUCUUGCUAGAGUAUCACAGGAGGUUGCAUACCUUUCAACCGAUGCAGACUUGGUCAUCUUAGAAGGCAUGGGCCGUGGGAUAGAGACAAACCUUUAUGCUCAGUUCAAGUGUGAUUCCCUCAAAAUUGGAAUGGUGAAGCAUCCAGAAGUAGCACAAUUUCUUGGAGGACGUCUUUACGACUGUGUGAUCAAAUACAAUGAAGUCCAGAGUUAAUUAUAUAUUUCAAAACCUCAUUUUUACUGAACUCCUCCAAUAAUUUUAUCAUGUCAUAUAAAACAGCUCUUAGGCUUUGUAACUUAGAGAUCCAAAUCCUACUCUCUGUCGACAUUCAGAUCUAAGAAUUUAUGACUUUUUGAAAUU
Camelina sativa (false flax) is the source of this 1437-nucleotide messenger RNA. RefSeq names its product damage-control phosphatase At2g17340. Gene Ontology annotation, molecular function: pantothenate kinase activity; ATP binding. Gene Ontology annotation, cellular component: nucleus; cytosol. NCBI's taxonomy places the organism in Eukaryota, Viridiplantae, Streptophyta, Magnoliopsida, Brassicales, Brassicaceae. The record is from RefSeq and is a predicted model, not a curated record. Gene Ontology annotation, biological process: coenzyme A biosynthetic process.